CAAACUCCCAUUUACGGUUAGCGACUGAAAUCUGUCAGCUCAGCGAAGCGUAGACUCCUCUAAUACCCUCAAAUAUUUCUCUGUACGGUAUUCCUCUGGACAACGAAGUAUAUUUACUGCCGUUUUCGUCGUCGACGAAUUAGGUUUAAAAGUUUUUUCAACGCGUGUUGUUGAAGGAAAGAACAGAAUGGCAAGCAGUUCAAAGCGGAAAGAAGAAAGUCAUCUGCUGAAUGGGGGAGUAAAACAGUCCACAUGGAGCAAAGCCUUCUGCAGUAAUGCUGUUUGGGAAGAGAAGGAUGAGUUUUUAGAUGUGAUUUACUGGAUCCGACAAAUCAUUGCAAUUAUCCUCGGUGUUAUAUGGGGUGUGGCACCACUGAAAGGAUUCCUGGGAAUAGCCAUAUUCUGCAUCAUCAAUGCUGGUGUCCUGUACGUAUACUUCAGCAGCUUUCAGCAGAUUGAUGAAGAAGAGUACGGAGGCACAUGGGAGCUCACCAAAGAAGGCUUCAUGACAUCUUUCGCCCUGUUUCUGGUGGUGUGGAUAAUCUUUUACACAGCUCUACAUUUUGACUGAAUGGAAUCCAUAGGACGUUAAAUACGAACAUUUCUGUUGAAGCAAAUUGACAAGACGCAAGAACUUUAUGGUUUCGGGGUUUUCAUGCUCCCUGCAUUCAGUAUGACCCCUCAUUGCACAGUGCAUCAUGGGAAUCGUAGUUUGCAAAAACAAGCUCCAGCAAGAACACAGUGAUGAACACGCUCAGAUAAUGUAUGUCUCCAGUUUGUUUGAGGCUUCCGUUUUGUAAGGCAUCUUCCAUUACAAUUCCUAAAUGUUCUGUCCUUCCUCACAACAAACACUAAAGAUGCAUCAAACUCAGACUGGUUGCGCCUCUAUUGGUUUUUUGGUCAAGUACUGUAUGUUGAUGUCAAAAAGAACUUCAUCAGCUUACUUUUGUCAGUUUUUGGAAGAUCGACAUGAAUGCAGAUUUUACAUUAUAAGAAUAACAUGUAGUGGGAGAAUACCCAUCCCAUUUCACUUUUCAUGAACAUGUCAGCCAAGUUAGGAGACACGGAAAAUGAGGCGGAGUGUCUUCAUUUAGUCGUGAGGAUCAAUCAGUCCAAGUGUCACCUUACAACAUAAGGACAAAGUGCACCACAGGGAAUGAGCAGGAGGGUAUUUAUUCUUUAGUUUCAUCCCUAAAAGACAUAUUUGCCUUCAGAGACAUAACUGCUCCUGUGUGGGUCGGCAGUUUUAUGGUCGGUUUCUUUUGUCUUUGAGACAAAAUAAAAACUUUGUGUUUUUAUUUUUCUUUGUUUUUCCAUUGAUAUGAACUGACAUUUUGUGUAAUUUGUAAAUGGUCUCGUCACUAACACUUGAAGAUUGUAGCUAGCGGAAGCUAGUAUAUCUAAUUUCUAACAUUAAUUGAAAUGCUGGUUUUAAGAACCACAAAUUGGCCUUUUCCCAGAUAUUAUCAGUUUGAUGUCCCUUCAGUGGGAAAUGAAGAAAGAGGCAGUGAGUGAUGCCGCUGGGUUGGGAUGCAAAUGUUCAGACUGAAGCUAAACCCGAGUGUCUGUGCACUGCCAUGAUUUGCUCAUAGUGUGUCUACUGACAUUUAUAAAUGCCCAUCUCUUUUGAGGUAAAAAUUGAUUAAAAUAUUUUUUUUCACAUGUAGCUUCCAGAUCAAAGUCUUGCCUGUUGUUUUGAAAUGAAUUUUAACUUGUCCGUAAAUUCUUUACAAUGUCCUGUUCGUCAAAUCCACUUCGUAUUACACUGAGUUAUUUGUAUUUAUGUUAUGUCUUGUUUGAUGUAACAUAUUUCUCAGUAUUUUAUAGUGAGGAACCUUUAAAAAACUGUUCUCGCAAAGAUAUUGUAAUGAUCCUGUUCUAUUCAAUAUGCAGCUGGUGUUUGAAAGGAUUGUAUAUUCUGAUCAAAUCUUACGAGAAUCAUUAAACAUGGGCUUUGUUUGGCCUCCAUUUUCAAAAGGAGUUUCUACUCUUUUAUGGAACUGUUGACAAGGGUUUUUUCUGUUUCCAGUUGUUUUCU
Molecule: messenger RNA, 2038 nt
Organism: Menidia menidia (Atlantic silverside)
Lineage: Eukaryota; Metazoa; Chordata; Actinopteri; Atheriniformes; Atherinopsidae
Source: the annotation of a GenBank genome assembly